GGGACACAGCCACGAGCCCCGCGGAGAUGUCAGCGGCCUCAGAAAUACGCGUCUGCGGGUAGUUUUUGGACCGGAACACAAAACCAGGUCGAGUCUCGCGCACUGCUUCCAGGCAUCCACACAGCAGCGGCAGCGUGAUCGUGGCCGAACUGCGAGCAAAUCAGCGCAUCAUGAGCAAUUUCGUAGAUCACAGCGCGGAGCUCGACAAGGACGGCGAGAACGACGACGGAUUCGGCUCGGGCGACGAGGAGCGCGAUCCGAGCUCGGUCUCUCGCAACCGCAACAACGACGACGAGGACGACGACGGCAGCGACAAUGAUUCCUCUGAGGAAGACGAGGAGGACGAUGAGGAGGAGAUGGCAAAGGUCCGCGAAGGCUUCAUUGUCGAUGACGACAGCGAGGAAGAUCUCUCGGAUGGCGAGCGGGAGCGACGACGGCGACGACGACGGAAGCGCAGAAGAAAAGCUCGUGAAGGAAGCGGGGAGGCACAAGAAAAGCACCACGACGAUGAGGAGCUUGACGAAGACGAUCUCGAUCUCGUCAUGGAAAAUACCGGUGGCUAUGCUCGUGGACCCGCAUCGAAACGCCAGAAGCGAGCCGACGAGGGCUUGACCGACAUCUUCUCGGACGAGGAAAAAGAGGCCGCCGAAGAACAACCAGCAUCAGGGCGUCGCGGUUUGAUGGACGAGUUUGCUGGUUUCAUUGAAGACGACGAGUUCUCGGAUGAGGAAGGUCAACAGGCGGCCGCAGAGACUGGAAAAUCCGCUAGACCAAGUGCUCGACCCGGUCGCAUAUCCAUCCCCGGCGUGAACGAAGAGCAGCUCGGCGAGAUCUUUGAGAUCUUUGGCGACGGCGAAGAGUAUGGCUGGGCAUUGGAGGCCGAGGAGCUCGAAGGGGUCGAGGACUACGAAGAAAAACCCACGACCGAGCUGAAGGACGUAUUCGAACCCAGCGAGCUGGCAGAGCGUAUGCUUACAGAUGAAGACAAUGCUAUUCGCGCCAAAGAUCAACCCGAAAGAUUUCAGAUUUCGCGAAAAGCGUUUCCAAACUACGAGCUCUCAGAUGCUGAGUUUGUGCUUGAAGAAAACUGGAUCGUGCGUGAAGUCAUGGAUUCAAAGAAGAAAUUUCUUGAUAGCCGUCCUGAUCUGGCACCAGCUCUGAAGAGAUCAAUCAAAAAAGUCCUUGAGUUUGUCGUUAAAGACGAAUUAGAAGUCCCCUUUAUCUGGCAGCAUCGUCGCGAUUAUCUCAUCCAAGAACGAAAGCGAGAUAGUGCCGCCGCAGCUUCUGCAGCUGAUGAGUUCGUUUCCGACCAAUUCCUCACUCAGGAUGAUCUGUGGUACAUCUUACAGCUUGAUGUCAAGUUUCACUCAAUCGUCGAAAAGAGACGAAACGUCGAGAGGUUGCUCAAAGAUCUUGAUCUUGAUGAUGGCGUGCUGACCGAGUUUUUCUCAAAUGCAUCGUCUCUCUACGACCAUCAAGAUAUCUUAGACUAUAUACAUUUCAGAUAUGCUGCGAAGCUCAAGGACCUCAGCGCCACUCAGUCCGCUGCUCACGUUGCUGCUCCUACUAUCACUCCCUCCAAACGUCCAAACUCCCGCUUUCAGCAUUUUGAAACCAUUCGUUCAGGCAAUAUCUACAAUCUUGUCCGUUCCUUUGGCAUAACGGCUGAACAAUUCGGUCUCAAUUUUGCCGAAGAUAAAAAACUGCAUUUCCCGGAAGAUCCCGAAGAGAUGCCGCUUGACUUGGCUGAUCUGUAUACGCAUGAUCCGGUUACCAACGAACCUACAAGAUACAGCACCGGUGAAGCUGCGUUUGACGCAGCAAAGAACAUGUUUGCCGAGGAAAUCUUCCACGACUUGCGCACGCGGAACUUUUUGCGUGAGAAAAUUGUUCGUGCCCUGGUCCGCAUGGACGUCAUUGCUUCGGAUAAAGGCAAGAAGGUCAUUGAUGAGACUCAUCAGUUUUAUCACUUCAAGUACAUGCGCAACCUUCAGUUGUCUGACAUCUAUGCUGAUCCGGAGACCUUUUUGGAAAUCCUGCAGGCAGAGUCGGAGGGCCUUGUUACGCUGCGGUUCAAGCUGAUCCAGCUGGAAACGUUCCUGGCAAAAGUUCUCAGCAACUUUACUUCUGAUAACACGUCCGACAUUGCCAGUGCAUGGAAUAAGGAGCGCCAGAAUGUGCUGCACAUUGCCAUGGGAAAGCUUGUCCCGCUCAUGUGCCGCGAGCUCAGAGAGGAGCUGCGCGCUAAAUCCCAAAGAGCAGUGGCAAUGGAAUGUAGAGCUGUGCUGCUCGACAGACUGGACCAGGCGCCUUAUAAGCCUGCCGGAUUCGAGCUUGGUACAACUCCGCGUGUGCUUGCACUAUCAAACGGAAUGGGAGGAGCGCGUAAAGAUGCCAUCGUCUGUGUUUAUGUCGAUGAUCAAGGCCGCGUGCUGGAGACUUUGAAACUUGAAGACGCUCGUGAUGAGGGCUUCCGGACCGGGCUUGUCGAUAUCAUCAGACGGAGACGACCUGAUGUUCUUUGCAUGGCUGGAUUCACCAUUUCUGCAAACCGCCUGCGCAAAGAUAUCUUGGAUGUGAUUUCUCAGGAGAAUCUGACGGUCGGUGGCGACGACGACGGCGGUUCGGAGCAGCUGAUUGAGCUGCUUUGGGCGAAUGACGAGGUCGCGCGUCUCUACCAAAACUCUGAGCGCGCGGCCUCUGAAUUUUCCGAACUCGCGCCUCUGUUGCGGUACUGCGUAGCACUGGCUCGAUACGUUCAGAGCCCGCUGCUGGAGUAUGCUGCCAUGGGCGCGGACAUUGUUUCGAUCGAGUUGCACAGACUGCAGGCGCUUCUUCCGGAAGACCUGCUGCGCGAGGUGAUUGAGUCUGCGUUUGUGGAUAUGGUCAACACUGUUGGGGUUGAAAUCAACGAGGCCAUCAAGGUUCCAUACGUUGCGAACCUACUUCAAUACGUCGGCGGCUUGGGUCCUCGAAAAGCGUCGGGGAUGCUCAAGGCUAUCUCAUCAGGACAAAACGGCUAUCUGAACAACCGGUUCGAGCUAGUGUCGAACGAGAUUGCCGGAAAGACAAUCUUCAUGAACUGUGCCUCGUUCCUUGUGAUCCCAUGGGAGGAGCAGGAAUCGUCCGGGUACAGAUCGCUUGAGGAGACUGAGAUCCUAGAUUCUACGAGAAUCCACCCCGAGGACUAUGAGCUGGCGCGAAAGAUGGCGGCCGAUGCGCUCGAGUUGGAUGAAGAGGAUUUGGUCGAUCUCGAGAACCAGGGAGGAGUUGUCGCGCAGCUGAUGGAUGAUGAUCCAGAGAAGCUGAACGAACUUAUCCUUGAAGAAUACGCCGAAGAGCUUCUGAAGAACUUCAAGCAGCACAAGCGCGCGACUCUGGAGAUGAUCAAAGAGGAGCUGCAGCGUCAUUACUACGAGGAACGGCACGAGCUCAAGCGGCUGACUGAAGACCAGGUGUUUACGAUGCUCACGGGCGAGACGCGCGAGUCGGUUGCUCCCGGAACGGUUGUGCCGGUGAACAUCCGAAAGGUGGGCGACCGGUAUCUUGUCGCGCGGAUGUCGUGCGGUAUUGACGGAAAUGUGUCGAGCAUGGAUAUGACGAGUCGGACGGAUAUGCCGUAUCCGGCUGCGUUGUUUUACUACGGCCAGACGGUGCGCGCGCUGAUCAAGAGUAUCAACUACGGCACAUUCCAGGCCGAUCUUAGUCUUGUUGAGGAAGCGGUUGAGGACGCGCUGCGAAACCCGCUGAGUGUGAAACUGCUGCGACAGAAUCGCGAUCCGAGCAAAUGGGACGAGUUUGAAGAGGACAAGGACCGGAGCCAGUUUGCGGUUAAGCGAGAAAAGGAGCAGCGCGCGGCGAGAGUGAUCAAGCAUCGACUGUUCCACCCGUUCAACAGGCGCCAGGCGGAAGAAUUCCUUGCGCCUCUGCAGCGAGGAGAUUUAGUGAUCCGGCCGUCGUCGCUGGGGGUGGACCAUAUCACAAUCACGUGGAAGGUCGCGAAGGACUUGUACCAGCACAUUGCGGUGCACGAGCUGGACAAGGAAAGCGACUACUCGCUCGGCCGCGUGCUGGAGAUUGAUAACGAGAAGUACUCUGAUCUGGACGAGUUGAUUUUCAUGCACGUGCAGGCCAAGGCGCGCAAGGUGGAGGAGAUGAUGAACUCUGAAAAGUUCCAGCAGGGCACGCGCGAAGACGUAGAGGCGUGGCUGACGACGUACACGCAGGCCAACACGCGGCGGUCAAACUACGCGUUCUGCUUGGACCGGAAACAUCCGGGGUACUUUGAGCUGUGUUUCAAGGCGGGCCAGAACUCAAAGGUGGUGACGUGGCCGGUGAAGGUUAUUCCGAACGGGUUCCAGUUGAAGAAGGCGGUGUAUCCUAGCGUGCAGGAGCUUUGUAAUGGGUUCAAAAUGAUGUAUCAGGCGAGUCUGAAGAGAAGGUGAUUCUGCUUUUUGACUUGGUGAUUUGGAAAUAGUUGUUUUGUAUCUUAAUGUAUGUGUAUGUACUUAAAACUUAUAUAUAUCUA
Myxozyma melibiosi is the source of this 4528-nucleotide messenger RNA. RefSeq names its product transcription elongation factor spt6. Gene Ontology annotation, biological process: transcription elongation by RNA polymerase II; transcription elongation-coupled chromatin remodeling; nucleosome organization. The transcript is spliced from 4 exons. Lineage: Eukaryota; Fungi; Ascomycota; Lipomycetes; Lipomycetales; Lipomycetaceae. Bases 171 to 4445 code for a protein of 1424 amino acids. Gene Ontology annotation, cellular component: transcription elongation factor complex. The record is from RefSeq and is a predicted model, not a curated record. Gene Ontology annotation, molecular function: DNA binding; nucleosome binding; histone binding.